Messenger RNA from Epinephelus fuscoguttatus (brown-marbled grouper), 4043 nucleotides. It is a transcript of the gene mtfp1, whose product is annotated as mitochondrial fission process 1. The transcript is spliced from 4 exons. Gene Ontology annotation, cellular component: mitochondrion. NCBI's taxonomy places the organism in Eukaryota, Metazoa, Chordata, Actinopteri, Perciformes, Serranidae. Gene Ontology annotation, biological process: mitochondrial fission. The record is from RefSeq and is a predicted model, not a curated record. The coding region runs from base 72 to 566 and encodes 164 amino acids.
GUCGGCUUUCUCACUGCUCACCCUGAAUUCAGUCAGCACAGCACUAGGGGAUGGAGUAAGGGAGGGAAAGCAUGGAUCCCAUUGAAGAAAAAAGCAAACCGGUCGACAUUUAUCGCGACACAUGGGUCCGCUUCCUAGGUUAUGCCAAUGAGGUCGGAGAGGCUUUUCGUGCUCUGGUACCUGUGAGCUUUGUAUGGGGCAGCUAUGCCGUGGCCACUGCGUAUGUUACUGCUGAUGCUGUGGACAAAGGGAAGAAAGCAGCUGUGGCCCACGGGGAGAACCCAGGGAGGACGACACGGGUAGCGGUGGCAGUGGUGGACACAUUUGUGUGGCAGGCCCUCGCCUCUGUGAUCAUCCCGGGCUUCACCAUUAACCGUGUGUGCGCUGCGUCACUGUACAUGCUGGGCAGAACCACCAAGUGGCCCCUGCCCGUCCGCAAGUGGACGACGACAGCUAUAGGCCUCUCUACAAUCCCCUUCAUUAUCACUCCAAUAGACAGGUCAGUGGAUUUCCUGCUCGACUCGAGCCUCCGGAAGGUCUAUGGUGAGCAAGAGAAGCACAAAUAAGGACAGACCAUGCAGGACAAAUUGUCCCCGUCUGGGUAGAGACCAGUCCACUAUAUGUCGACCUGUGCUGGUUAUCCACCACUGUGAAGCACUACGGAAGUGUGAAGAAGAAUUUCACGGAGCAAGACUCCACAGUUAGUCAGAGAUACAUAUAAUAAAAUCGAUUUAUUUCAGAACUAUAACAUUUAUAUAAGUAAGUUAAAUUGCUAAAAGUGAAAUACCCUCAUGGGGAUCCUUUAACCUCUCAGGGCAAUCUGGGUAGCGACACCAAAAAACGCUUAAACAGGAAUGUAACAGUAUGACAUAUGUAAAUAUUCACAGUACAAUCCUGCUUUUUAAAGUAUUAUUUGGCAGGGAUACAGCGUGCUGUUAUAUUCCUGUGAGCCUUCUCACAGAGAAAGCCUCCGAGGUUGCCCUCAUGGUUCAGAGCUGUGAGCUCAACUCCUGUCCAGAUGUCAAGGUGAUUUAAUACAAAUCUGUUAGCUGUGUUUAUAGCCAUAUGCUGUGGUACUGUAUUGACAGGCCAAAAAAGCCAGUUUGCCAUAAUGUCCCUCUUAUUCAGUACUUAUUUAAAGUUUGCAUUUGUUGUUUUGUUUUGUUUGUUUCUGAAAACAAAGCUGCCUGUUACUUUGAAUAGCUGUUUCAAGGGUUUGUGAUGCUGUUUUUCAUUGUUUCAUUUUACCUUGCUUUUGGUUACGGGAGCCAAGGUUUGCACUGGGGGCAUUUCUUACACCACAGUUACACUCUGUAUUAUUCUAUGUGGUAUAUGAUUCUCUUAAAGGGCGGGUCCAUCUGUUCAUUUACGGGUUUCUCAAAUUAAAACACCCACUCAGCUGUUAGCAAAACAAGGUGAAAUUGAUUUAUCAUGGUGAUCGCUGCUUAACUGAAAUGGUUAGUUUGGAUUUGUUGAAGUGGGUUUGUAUAAGGUACUUAUCCAUAGUCAGUGUAAUAGUUUCACUGCUUUACGUUGCAGUGAGAUAGCCACCAGAUUCCACUGACAAAAACAGUAAUUUUACCUGGCAGAACAAGGGAGUUGCUGUUCAACAGCUACCUCAAUCUGUUAGUUUGUCUUUUUGUUUGACUUUCAGAUCCAAACUCACCUGGCAUCUAUAGCCAGGUGAGUUUAGCUUCUGUGCUGGUUAGGGGGAUAGAGAAAUCUUGAAAAGCCACAGGAAGACUAGGGGGGUUUAUAUGUAGCAAUGUCAUCAUGCAGAAAACUAAGUCAGGUCACAUGACUUAGGCUAAAAACUUUAAAUAAGGAGUCCUAACCUUGGAGUGAUUAAGGAAAGUUCUCAGUGCGACUCUGAGCAAGGAAGGGACAGAAACUUACCUGAGUUUGGAGGUGUGGUUGACCCCAUUGUUAGGUGAUGCAUUCUUUUAACAGUUGUGAUUGGUUGUCACAGCCACGCCCCUGUGUGAGCCUGCAAGGUGUGGACACCCAGUGGAAAUGAGAUGAACUGCUGACUGUGAAAGUGUUGUCAUUGUUAGUGUGAUCACUCUGCUGAUGGAGGGUUGAGACAGAUUCAAGUCAUCACUGCUGCACUGUUGCAAAUUUACAGUUUUCCAAAUAUCUUAUUACUGUGAUCAUUUUAUUUCUGGUUUUGGUGGGAAAUGUGUGUGUACCCCUCAUGAGAUCAACCACACAUAUUAUCACUGCACUAUCUAAUCUGUAGCAUUUCAUUAACUCACUGUCAUCCACCGUUUUGAGAAUAUUUUUCCGACCUCUUGGUGUUUCCACUAUUUUCUCCUUUGCUUAAGAAACUCUUAAACCCCUUAGAAGUCCUCCUUCCUACUCCAAACAGUUCUUCACCGUAUGAGCUCUUUUAUGGGCUAAGAUGCUCUGUGACUAACUUAAAUCUUUACAUGGACCUAGUCUUAACUUUAAGGGAAAAUUCAAAGAAAACUUCACAAUGCCAAGAAUUUUCGUCACUAGUAGCAGCUCUUUGUACUAGGAAGCUUUGUAGAUACGGCCACAGAAUAAUAUAAAAACCUUUAAAAAAUGCAUGGACCCACCCUUUAAACUAAGAAAACUUGAAGUCACAUCAAGUAGAACUUCACAAGUAUUUUAACUAUUAAUCACCAAUAUCUAAACUGUCGUUUACGAAGUCUGUAGUCAGACAGUGUACAAUACUGUAACUUCUGAAGUCUGAAAACGUUACACACUCAAGUUUCAGACAUCUGUAACUAAUGUAGACAUUUAAAUCUUAAAUCUGUCUAGCAUCAGCAGUCAAGCUGCUUUGAAAUAUCAGUCCUACAAAAAAGCUCUAAGCUUUGGUGUUACAAUUUUUAACGCCUUUUCCUCAUUGUGGCACAAGUGUAGAUAUUUUUCAUCCAGCACAAGUACAUUAAAUGUAGUGUCUCAAACACCUGUUGAGGUCAGUGUUGCACCUAUGCAGAAAUGGUUUUAAGGGAUUCUUUCAGAUAUACACAGGUGCUGUACAUCUGUAUUAUUUGCAAUGCUUUUCUUCGAGGAGCCAAGUCAUAUACUGUGUCUCAUGCUGAACUAUGCAAGGGAAACUUGGGGAAUUCUGAAUUACAAGGGAUUGUUCUCCCUCUUGAAAAUAACUUAUGUGGUUACAUAAUAUUGUGAGAUAGAAAAGGGAAAUCUGAAACUAAAUGUAGCUUGAAAUUUGGAUGAGUGUUCGUAAGAUAAAGAGGAACAUGCUGUGUUUUCUGUCAGUGAACACCAGUGUACCAUUCUAGCAAUAACUUUUGUUCUGUGUGUCUGUGUCACACCUUGUUCUCUUUGCUAUGAAGGAUGUGGUUGACUUUUUCACACAGAGACAUAUGCUGAAAGACAAGAUUGUGAAAACUUGGGGUGCACCAUUAUGUCUUUAAAUUUAUUUAAUAACCAGUUAGGUCACGAUUCUCAACACGUGUUGACUUUCACCUUAAGUGCAAGAGUAGAGACCUUUUUCAUGUCUGGCAGUUUGACUCGUUAUAGCAGGGAAAGCACGAGUGUUAGUAACACCAAAGUCAGAAGUCUACACAUAGUUUCUUUAAAUGUCCCAAUUAAUUGUGCACAGUAACAUGGCUCUGGACUUGGGACACUUAAAUGUAAUCUACCCAUAAUUAAUUACACAUGUGCUUUUCCUGCUUUAAUAGACCUAUUGAUGCAUCCUUUGUGAAAAUCUAUAUAUUCAUACUUAUUUUUAACAUUUCAGAUUGUACACAGAACUCCAUUGUAUUUUUAUUGUUGCAUGCCGCAAAUGAAAAAAGGAACGGUUUACUUUUUUUUGGUAACAUUUUUAAAGUUUCCUCAUGUGGCAGCGAGUUUGGAAGUGGGUUUUAUGAGUCAUACUUUCAGCCUUAACUGAAACAAAAGAUCAAACCUCAAACUUUGUUUUGUGUGCUGUGUAGUUCACAAUGUGGAGAUUUUUUUUUUUCCGAAUGUGAAAGCAACUGUUGAAAGCUGUAACAACUUCUGAAACACUGGAGAAAAAAAAUUCUGUUGUGAAAUAAAUGAUGUAAUGACAA